CUUUACUCCAAUUCCAAAGUCCAUACCACAUACUCUCUAUAUAUAUAGAACUGGCCAACCUGCAAUUCGUAUCUAAACCCAUUUUUCUCUUCUCCUCCACAAAAUCAGGCAACCAAAAACCCCAAAUCANAAAAAAAAAAAGAGCAGAGCAAAAACCUAACAUACAAAUCGAGAUCUUACAAUGGCUUCCUCUGCAAAAACGCCAUUGAUACUCAUCCUCGCCUGCUUUCUCUUUCUCCGAGGAGCCAUGGGGGAGCUGAUCUGCGAGAGCUUGCCGGCGAACCUGUGCUCGUUCGCGGUCGCGUCGUCCGGCAAGAGGUGCGCCCUUGAGAACCGCGUGAGAGAGGAAGGUACCGUGGACUACACGUGCACGACGUCGGAGGUGGUGGUGGUGAGUAUGUCAGGGUACGUCGAGACCGACGCGUGCGUGGCCGCGUGCGGCGUCGACCGCCAGGUCGUCGGGAUCUCGUCCGACGCGUUCCUCUCCGACGGAUUCACGGCGCGGCUGUGCUCGCCGGAAUGCUACCAGAGCUGCCCCAAUAUUGUCGACUUGUAUUUCAACCUCGCCGCCGGCGAAGGCGUCUAUUUGCCGGCUCUAUGUGAGAAGCAAAAGUCAAACCCCCGCCGUGCCAUGUCAGAGCUUUUUAUCAGCAGCGGCGGCGUAUUUGCCGCUGCUCCGGCGGGCCAGCCCAAUUACGCUGUUGAAGAUGCACUUGCUCCGGCCCCAGCUGUCCACUAAUUUUCUUGUCCAUUAUUAGUAUGAUGUCUGAAGUUUUAUGCUAGAAAUUCUUUUGAGGCACAUUUGAUGAGAUUCAUUUAUUUAGAGAAUUUGAUUAUUGAGGAGAAUGGACAAUUUUAUUGCUCAUUUGAUUUUGUAUCGGGAUUUCAUCAUUUGAUCUUUUAUAUGAUGGCAUUUUAUAUAUAAUAUCUAUAUUAUAUUAUGUUAAAUUAUUGUUAUUUUGUAUUUGUUAUUGAUUAUGAUCUUGAUC
Molecule: messenger RNA, 989 nt
Organism: Striga asiatica
Lineage: Eukaryota; Viridiplantae; Streptophyta; Magnoliopsida; Lamiales; Orobanchaceae
Source: the annotation of a GenBank genome assembly